Cavia porcellus (domestic guinea pig) is the source of this 3492-nucleotide messenger RNA. RefSeq names its product HECT domain E3 ubiquitin protein ligase 3 (gene Hectd3). Bases 108 to 2693 code for a protein of 861 amino acids. Gene Ontology annotation, biological process: proteasome-mediated ubiquitin-dependent protein catabolic process. The record is from RefSeq and is a predicted model, not a curated record. Lineage: Eukaryota; Metazoa; Chordata; Mammalia; Rodentia; Caviidae. The transcript has 22 exons. Gene Ontology annotation, molecular function: ubiquitin-protein transferase activity.
ACCGAGGAAGGGGCGGGGCGGAGAGGGGCGUUGCAGGGAUCUAGGGAUCUUAGCUUAUUCCGCGGUCUGUGUUUGGAUUGCACCUGGUAGUGCUCAGCCGCUCAGCCAUGGCUGGCCCUGGCCCCGGCGCGGCACUGGAGUCCCCGCGGCGACUGCUGGGUCGCGUGCGCUUCCUGGCGGAGGCCGCGCGAAACCUCCGCGCUGGACGGCCGCUGCCGGCGGCGCUAGCUUUUGUGCCACGAGAAGUGCUCUACAAGCUUUAUAAGGACCCUGCCGGACCGUCGCGCGUGCUGCUGCCAGUGUGGGAGGCAGAGGGCCUGGGGCUGCGCGUAGGAUCUGCAGGCCCGGCCCCGGGUACCGGUUCCGGGCCCCUACGCGCCGCCCGCGACAGCAUUGAGCUGCGGCGCGGCGCUUCUGUGCGCACCACGGGCGAGGAGCUGUGCAACGGCCACGGGCUGUGGGUGAAGCUGACCAAGGAGCAGCUGGCAGAACAUCUCGGUGACUGUAGCCUCGACGAGGGUUGGUUGCUGGUGUGCCGACCGGCGGAGGGCGGAGCCCGUUUGGUGCCCAUCGACACCCCGGACCACUUACAGCGACAGCAGCAGCUCUUCGGCGUGGACUACCGGCCUGUGCUUAGAUGGGAACAGGUGGUGGACCUGACAUAUUCACAUCGCCUAGGAUCUAGGCCUAAGCCUGCCGAGGCAUACACAGACGCUGUGCAAAGGCUACUCUAUGUUCCCCCAACAUGGACCUACGAGUGUGAUGAGGACCUGAUCCACUUCUUGUAUGACCACCUGGGCAAGGAGGAUGAGAACCUGGGUAGCGUGAAGCAGUAUGUGGAGAGCAUAGACGUUUCUUCCUACACGGAGGAAUUCAAUGUGUCUUGCCUGACUGACAGCAAUGCAGAUACCUACUGGGAGAGUGAUGGGUCCCAGUGCCAGCACUGGGUACGGCUUACUAUGAAGAAGGGCACAAUUGUCAAGAAGCUUCUACUCACAGUGGAUACCACAGAUGACAACUUUAUGCCUAAGCGGGUGGUGGUCUAUGGGGGCGAAGGGGACAACCUGAAGAAGCUGAGUGACGUGAGCAUUGACGAGACCCUGAUCGGGGAUGUCUGUGUCUUGGAGGACAUGACGGUCCACCUCCCAGUCAUCGAGAUCCGCAUCGUGGAGUGCCGAGAUGAUGGGAUUGAUGUUCGUCUUCGAGGAGUCAAGAUCAAGUCAUCUAGACAGCGGGAACUAGGGUUGAAUGCUGACCUCUUUCAGCCAGCCAGCCUGGUGCGAUAUCCACGCCUAGAGGGCACUGACCCUGAAGUACUAUACCGCAGAGCUGUUCUCCUGCAGAGAUUCAUCAAGAUCCUAGACAGUGUCCUGCGUCACCUGGUACCUGCAUGGGACCACACAUUGGGCACCUUCAGUGAGAUUAAGCAAGUGAAGCAGUUCUUACUGCUGUCACGCCAACGGCCCAGCCUGGUGGCCCAGUGUCUGCGAGACUCAGAGAGCAGCAAGCCUAGCUUCAUGCCACGCCUGUACAUCAACCGACGCCUUGCCAUGGAACACCGUGCCUGCCCCUCUCGGGACCCUGCCUGCAAGAAUGCUGUAUUCACUCAGGUUUAUGAAGGGCUCAAGCCCUCUGACAAGUAUGAAAAGCCCCUGGACUACAGGUGGCCCAUGCGCUAUGACCAGUGGUGGGAGUGUAAAUUCAUAGCUGAAGGCAUCAUUGACCAAGGGGGUGGUUUCCGGGAUAGCCUGGCAGAUAUGUCAGAAGAGUUGUGCCCCAGCUCAGCUGACACUCCUGUGCCUCUGCCCUUCUUUGUACGCACAGCCAAUCAGGGCAAUGGCACUGGUGAGGCCCGAGACAUGUAUGUGCCCAACCCCUCCUGUCGAGACUUUGCCAAGUAUGAGUGGAUAGGACAGCUGAUGGGGGCUGCCCUCCGGGGUAAGGAGUUCCUGGUCCUUGCACUUCCCGGCUUUGUGUGGAAGCAGCUGUCUGGGGAGGAGGUGAGCUGGAGCAAGGACUUCCCUGCUGUGGAUUCUGUGCUGGUGAAGCUCCUGGAAGUAAUGGAAGGAAUGGACAAGGAGACAUUUGAGUUCAAGUUUGGGAAGGAGCUAACAUUCACCACUGUGCUCAGUGACCAGCAGGUGGUGGAGCUGAUUCCUGGGGGCACAGGCAUCAUAGUGAAAUAUGAGGACCGGUCUCGUUUCAUCCAACUGGUACAGAAGGCACGGCUAGAGGAGAGCAAGGAGCAGAUGGCAGCCAUGCAGGCAGGUCUGCUGAAGGUCAUACCACAAGCUGUGCUGGACUUGCUGACCUGGCAAGAGCUGGAAAAGAAGGUGUGUGGGGACCCAGAGGUCACUGUGGAUGCCCUGCGCAAGCUCACUCGAUUUGAGGACUUCGAGCCCUCUGACACACGAGUACAGUAUUUCUGGGAGGCACUAAACAAUUUCACCAACGAGGACCGCAGCCGUUUCCUGCGUUUUGUGACAGGCCGCAGCCGCCUACCAGCUAGGAUCUACAUCUACCCAGACAAGCUGGGCUAUGAGACCACAGAUGCGCUGCCUGAGUCUUCCACCUGCUCCAGCACCCUCUUCCUGCCACACUACGUCAGCGCCAAGGUGUGCGAGGAGAAACUCCGCUAUGCUGCCUACAACUGUGUGGCCAUCGACACCGACAUGAGCCCCUGGGAAGAGUGAGGUGCCCUGCACAGCUCCACUGCCCUUUCCUGGGCAGAUACACCACACCUUCCCUGCUUGGCUCAGACCCACAAGUUCUCCUCAUCCCAGAGCUUGCUUGCGGAUGUUUAGUUCUGCCAGAAGGAAUCUUCCCCAAGCCCUGCACAACCUACCAGACCUGAGCUACUUGAAGGGAGAUACUCAAGUUCUCACUCCGUGGAAUUUGCCUCCUUUUUCCAUUCUACCUAUUUUUUCUUUUCCUGGCUUCUACCAUGACUCGAUAUUUUUAAAACUUUGGAAGAUGGUAUAUGCCCCUUCCCCAAGCAAAGAGUCAGGGACAGACAGGGAGUAAUGUUUAUUUGCCUUGGUCACAUACCCUAAGAAUGGAGCCACAGUGAACAUCUAUUGUCUCAGAUAUUAGUCUUUUCUCCUUUCCCUCCAUAUCAGAGGUGUGAGCUUUUUCCUUCCUCCAACCCAGUCUCAACUGAUACAGUGCCACCACCUUCCCUGGCUCCGAACCUACAGCCAUUCAACAUUCGUUACUGCCACCCCAUGCCUGUCACUUCUACAUCACUUCCAGCCUGAUUCUCCAUCUGCUGUUUACCCUCAAGAUUUGCACAGAUCAGGGAUGAUUAUGUCCUCUCCAAAAUCUUCAAUGGCUUCCCUGGCCAUACUCUAAAAUAAAAUGUAGACUUUUAAAAUUGCCUCCAGGGCUUUCACAUCCCUGCCCCAGUCCUCCUUCCCUUGAUGGCCUCUGUAACAUUCCUUCAGAAGGUCUUGUACAUGGGAAAUUGAAUAAAUGGAUACCCUAGUACCUUCA